CCACGCGCGCCGCCGGCCACACCUUCGCCGGUGGAUAUUUGCCCCCCCUUCCCCCCCCCCCCCCCCCCCCUCCCCACCGUCUCUCUCUCCCUCUCGAUUUCGUCUUUGUCGCAGAUUCAUACGCACCCAGCCUCCCAGCCUCAGAUCACUGGUGGUCGUCGCUGUACAGCCCGUAAGUUAUUUAGAGACUUUCAAGGUUAAUCAAAAUGGGGUUAGGCCCUAAAUAUUGAAAGUAAUUCUAGCUUAUGAUUUACGUGUGAAUUGAGGCUUCAGUCAGCUAAAGGAAGAUUUUUUGAAUAUUAGUUGAGAUUCAAUUUCGAGACAAUGGAACAGCGGGCAGAGGGUGAGUCGAUAAGAGUAGCCUCUGAGGAGCUCUCUCAGGAGUUCAAAACUUUGAUGAAUAAUGAUGAUUUGAACUCUCUCAACCAUUUGCAACAUCUCAUAUUGGGCAGAUUGCAGGAUAGCAAUGCAGUCCUGUCUCAUUUCAACGAGUUUUCGGAGCACUGCUUUGCUGCAGUUUCUGGAGAUCUAUCUAGAAAUACUCGUCUUUUAAACUCUAUGAAAUCUGACCUAGAUUACAUAUUUCAGAAAAUAAGGAGCAUGAAAUCAAGAAUUUUAGCUACUUAUCCAGAUGCAUUUCCAGAUGAGUCAACAAGUGAAGCUCUUGAUAGGAGACCAGACCUUGAAAUACCUCGAUAACGACAUAAACUACGAUGGCAAUUGGCAAGUAAUCGGUUUCCUAAUGGGAAUGAGAAAAUGUAGAUAGAUCAUCUUCCUGAAUUAUUUUCAUGAUGUUGUCCUUGAUCUCACUAACGUAUGAAGUUUAAUUCAAACACAUUUGUUUAUAUUUGUGUAA
Messenger RNA from Cucumis melo (muskmelon), 856 nucleotides. RefSeq lists its product as uncharacterized. NCBI's taxonomy places the organism in Eukaryota, Viridiplantae, Streptophyta, Magnoliopsida, Cucurbitales, Cucurbitaceae. The transcript is spliced from 4 exons. The record is from RefSeq and is a predicted model, not a curated record. Gene Ontology annotation, biological process: lysosome localization. Bases 325 to 699 code for a protein of 124 amino acids. Gene Ontology annotation, cellular component: BORC complex.